AUGGUUCCUCAACGUUUGAAAGACAAAGAAAAGGCAGCUGCACCUGAGCCUGAGAGACUCAAAUCGACGGUUCCGAAAAGCGUUAAAGUCAAUCCAGUCGACUUUCUGAAGCUCAGGGAUUUCAACAACAAAUACUGUCUUGGUGUUCAUGCCAUUAACGAUAUCACUGAAAAGUCGGGCCAGUCGCCGACAACGAUACGCUUUCUCCUGACAGUAUUGGUGGGCUCGAAGGCGGCACGAGGCACUAGUGCGGACCAGAUCACACAGGCACUAAGCCCCACGAACUCACGGGACGCGGUCACCGAACGCAUCAACCUCGUGGACAGCGCCCUCAACGAGUGGGCUCUGCUCUCUACUGCGGGUCUAAGAGACAUACCGCUUGAUCGCCUUGAGGAAGGACGCCUCUGCCGAUUCCAGUCCGCCAUUUUUGUUCCAAUGAACGACCUCACCUUCAAGGCUGAGUUUUACUGGCUGAUCACCAACCGCAUGGGUGUUAUCUGGACUGAGACAUCACGAAAGGAUUUUGCUCAUGCUCAAAAGUGGGUAUCCAAAAUGUCAAAGGGUUUAUUUACUCACAAUUUUCCAAAACAGUGCAGCGGCUCUCUCGUACUUGCCACCGCAUUGCAAUUUAAAGGCGAGUGGGCUCAACCUUUGGAACUCUACGGUAGUUCCAAGGGAUCAUUUGAAGUAUCUCCAAACACAAGAAUUGAUAUUCCUAUGCUCAGCAUUGUAGCAGAGGUUAUUUACUACAAAGAUACCAAAAAAGGCUUCCAUUUAGUUGGAAUUCCAUUUAAGGAUACGCGAUUCGCAAUUGUUUUUUUAUUGCCUUUGGUGCCUCACAAAUUCGCGGAGGUAGAGCAUGGCUUCACAGAGGGUCUGGACUACGGUCUCUUCAAUAGCUCGCGAGUGCAGCUGUGCAGCAUGCACGUGAUCAUACCUAUGUUCCGAGUGCAAACGGAGGUGGACCUCUGCAAGGCCUUGCCCUUCCUCGGCAUGAAAAAUCCAUUCGACUCUAACCAGGCCGACUUUUCUGGCAUCAGCGAUGUUGAAAAUCUGCGCAUCGAUAGCGGCAAGGAGUCGGCCUUCCUGCAGGUCUCCAGAAGCGGGGUCCGACUUUUUUCGGUGGGUACUCUCAGUCUGGGGACGGGUCGCCACAAGUUUAAGCAUCCUGAUCUCUUUGAGGUGCCAAUCCUUGGACCACCGGGGGAUGGGGACGCAAAGGAGGUGCAUUCCUUCACAGUGAACCAGCCCUUUUCCGUCAUCAUCAUUAAUCGCAAGUCCGACUGCGUUCUCUACCAAGUCAGGGUCAAGGUGCCUGAGCCUCCGUCCAACUUCAAACUGCCUGCCAUUAACUGA
Messenger RNA from Echinococcus granulosus, 1356 nucleotides. RefSeq names its product Serpin B9. The transcript is spliced from 7 exons. Bases 1 to 1356 code for a protein of 451 amino acids. The record is from RefSeq and is a predicted model, not a curated record. Lineage: Eukaryota; Metazoa; Platyhelminthes; Cestoda; Cyclophyllidea; Taeniidae. Gene Ontology annotation, molecular function: serine-type endopeptidase inhibitor activity.